Molecule: messenger RNA, 6117 nt
Organism: Meriones unguiculatus (Mongolian gerbil)
Lineage: Eukaryota; Metazoa; Chordata; Mammalia; Rodentia; Muridae
Gene: Clcf1
Product: cardiotrophin like cytokine factor 1
Exons: 3
Coding region: 4507-5154 (215 amino acids)
Source: RefSeq, a predicted model, not a curated record
CGCCGCCGCCGCCGCCGCCGCCGCCGGGAAGGGAGCGGACGGGGGCGGGGCGGGGCCGGGGGCGCCGGGGCCACACAAGGGGAAGGCGCCACCGCUGCCGGGAGGGUCCGAGAGCGAGAGGUCACGGCUGAGAAGGUAGGGCCAGCCAACUGCCGACUCUCGCCGCCGCAGUUCUCGGGGCUGAGCCCCUCGAGUAAGGUUCGCGCAGCUCCUCCGGAGUGCCCACACCCAUGCUCUCACCUAUCUCUCUAUUACUCUGGGCUCCGAGAGGCUUCCUUUCGGGAGACCCCCGACCCCUCUGCUCUCCAGAGCCCAGCGGCAGGAAGAACCUGCCAAAAGAGGAAGGAGGGCAGACGGAGGAUGUGUGGCAGCGUAGUCCGACACUUAGAGACUAGAGGUGGGGAGCAUCAGGCGCGCGCUUCUCUCUGCCCGAGUCUGACCUGGGAAAUCUCUGGCUUUCAGUGUCCCUGACAGGUAUCAGCCUCAGUCUGGUACAUACUGCCAUCCCGUCCGCCCGCACCACGGGAAACAAGUUCUUAUCCCCUAACCGAGAAGGUGUACUCCUCUAGCUCUCGUGUCCUGUGAUCACACUUCCAGGCAGAGGAGGAACAACUAGAAAUGGCAGCCACUGUCACUGGGCAGCCCCACAAGUGUCUGCUGACUGGAGGAAUGGGCCCCCGACUGCACACUGAAGGUUUCCAAUUCACACUUCUGCAAGCCACCCCUCUACACUAGCUACUGAUUCCUGACACUUCACAUUCCUCCCCAUAAUCCCACCUGCCUGUUCACACCCUGGCUCCCGCACACUGCACACUCUCCAGCCCCUCCCACACCCCUCUGUAUGCUCUUGACCACAACGCCCUUUCCAGUUCACCCACACACAAGCUCUGGAGUAUUUCCUUCACCACCGCCCCCUCCCCUGGCGCUGCAGUGGGCUGCUCAGCCGUGUGGCUGUGGCUUCACUCUCAUCUCCCAGAGUACACCAAGAGCCCUCUUGUGGCACAGCAGAGCAGCUUUUCCCUCAGCCUAAGCGCAACUCAUGGGUUGACUUCACAAGGAAAGGACUUUCUUGCUUCUGCAUCUUUCCCUGACCCCAGUUUCUUCUAUGUUUUGGAUUAGAAGGGAAGAGAAAGGGGAAAAUGGGAAUGUUGGAAAGGACACAGAGAUGGAGCCCCACAGGAUUCAGCUGGGAGGAACUUUAGCAAGCACAGUGCAAUCUCCUUAUGGAAGCCCAUUGGCACAACAUGGGUUCAUGGCCGAGCUAGGUCUCCUGACUUCCAGGCCCACCUUCCCAGGAAUGCUCCCAUUCCAUUCCUCACCAGCCUUGGGGGAAGGGAACCCGAGAAGGCAGAUGUGAAGGAAGGAAGGAACAGAAGGGGGCAGCCAGUCUUGAGGAUGGAAAGACUAGGUUUCGAGGGCCUUUCUCUGGGUAGGACCCCUGCACCUCACUACUUCUUAGGCUACUUCCUCCAGCUCCCCUCAAUGGACUCUUCCAAAGUCACCCAGAUGCUAGUUCUGAUCUGCACAGAGAGCACGACCUUUCCUUCUGGUUCCCAUAUUUAGCCUAGACUACAGGCCUUCUGGACUCAACAUCUAGGACUUACAGCUGUUAGUCCCUAGUCCCAGGUGCAGUCUCCCUGAUCUACCCUGGACAUCUGCACUGCUGAGCCCCCCACCCUCACUCGAGGGUGGUCAGCCUGUGGGAUGGGCCAGGAGCUGAAGGCCUGUGUGUGUAGCGUGUGGGGGUGGCCCUUGGUUGUGUGUGUGUGUGUUCAUGAGGGGGCCUGGUUUCCCAGGGCCCAGGGAUCUGGAUGGAAUUAGGGGCUGGCCCUGGCAGGGGCCAGGAUGGGGAGUGUAGGGGUGCUGGAGCAGGAAACGUGAGCUGCGCUCAUUAGCCCCUCACGUGCUCAGCCGGAUUUAUAAACACAAGUAGAAGGGGAUGUAAACAAUCAGUGGGCAGCAGCCAGAGGCAGAGCUGGGACUGGGGACCAAGGCUGGGGGAUGGGUCUGGGAUGCAGCCUGAUGGUAGCCUCCACCUGCAUACCAUGAGCUGGAGAGGAAAGCCAAGAGCUGGGCUCUAGCAAUCUGCCCCUGGGCACUGGGAGCCUCGGGCUCAGCGCUCACACUGAGCUCAGGUGUCCAUGCCUUCCAGCUUGGCUGCCUGAGAUAUGGGUACAUCUUGCCCAAGAUCAGAGCUGCCAUAGGACAGAGCAGAGCCCUUUACUUCACCUGCCCUUUCUCCUCUGCUGACCUCUGCUCUGAUCCCUACGACUCCCGACUCCCAUGUGCUUCUUUCUGCUUCUCUCUAGGACUGGCCAGUAGGCUCCUUCUGUUCUCCUGUGUCCCCCACCCCCCAGCCUGCAGUGACACGGUUACCUCAGAACUGAAAUAUUCCUGGAAACACCGGCCUGGUCUGGUUAAUUUCAUGAGCCGUUUUUCUGCCCAGAUGACUUAGCUUUUGUUUAUCCAAAGGCUUUCCCCCCCCUGUUGUCCCAGUGUAAGGAGCUCUUCUCCCCAGGGAUGUCCCACAGGGCCCAGGAAGGGAGGGGGAGACAUGCUUCAGGCUGGGCUCCUGACUGUACCUCCUGUUAUGGGACAGACAGAGCCUAGUCCAGGAUUUUCUGGAUGACAGGGCUGCCUCCGGCAGGGUGGGGUGAAAAGGCCAGCCAAGCCUCUACUUUCUGCUUUGGCAGGACUUUGGCAAUGCCACUAACUUCCAGCAAAGGCAUACUCCAUCCUAAAAGCUGUCUUGAGGCUGGAAGAGCCACUUAUCAUGGUCUCUCAAACUAACCCUUCAUGAUACCCACAGGGUCCUACAAGGGGCUUAGCCACAUGCUCAGGGCUGAGUACAGAGGAGGAGGACUUGGACAUAUUUGGAGAUUCAAUGAUCAAGGACUAGAAAGGAAAAACAGUCAGGUAAGAAGUAGAGAAAGGACCAGGGAAGGAACACUGGCUACAGAUAAAAGAGAGAAAAGUGGAGCCUGUUUGCCCAGGAAGCAGUUAAGUGUCUGACCCUGCUGUCUGAAAACACAUGUGAACUUACACAUAUGUGUACGUGUGCAUGUGUGUGCACUGGAGCUCACACACACACACACACACACACACACUCAGCAAAGAUCCUUUCAUUCCAAAGACCAGGGUUCCUAUGCUCCACCUGCAGAGCUAGCUAGCCAGCUAGUCAAGCACCUGCUAAUCUGCCCUGAGUGUUUGUGCCAUAGCAAAAAGCCUCAGCUGCCUCCUGUAUUCUCAAUGUGAUAGACCCUCUAAAGCCCUAAAGACUGAGCAUUAUGACAGACUCUAACCCUAAUCUAGUCUUCAUGCCUUCUUAACGCCACACCCUAUCCGGUGUCUGAAUACAGUCAGGUUGUUAAGCCGAUCCACUUGUUUCUAUGAAACAUGUCAUUAUAGAAAAAUCUGGAAGUAUGAAAUGUAAACUAGAGGAAAGAAACCACUUGAUCUCAUACCUAUCUAAGCUUACAAUCCAAAAUAGCCCUGCUUUUUGUGACAUGCCAAACACCAUUCUAUCUGAUGUGUAAAGCAACAAAUUCACAGAUCUUGAAGGCAAACCUUCUGCUUGCCCAGACCUAACCACAACCCCCUCCUGGACUCAAAUCUCAACCACACUCAUUCAACCAAAUCCCAAAUCUAAAUUCAUCUGAAAUGUUAAGACUAACCUAGUCCUCAAGUCUAACUUAGCCCAUUGGUAAUUAUACUCCUACCCUGACCUAGCCCAGAUAGGCACUGAUUUUGAUCUUGGACCUCACCUAAAAAGCCAUUUAGAAAAGCACGUUUCCCACCUGACUGUGGCCCUUUUCCCAGCCUCAACUCCUGGCUUCUGGGACUCAAACUCUCUGCUUUCUUUUGUGGCUCAGCCCGCCUCUUCAGACUCUCCUCUUUCUGCUUGAUGCUCUCCCAGUAAAGAUAGGCAGGACACCGGCAAGGCCUGUUGGUGCAAGCCCAGCAUCCCUGCUACUCGGGAGGCUGAAGCAGGUGGAUCCUAAGUUCAAGUAGCUUGGGAGACUUAGGGGGACCCUGUCUCAAAAAACAGAGAAGGGCUGGGGCUACAGUCAGGUGUUAGAACACUUGCCUGCAUGAACAGGCCCUGGGUUUAAUCCUAGCGCUACUGGAAAAAGAAGUGGAGGAAAUCAAACUUGUACAUUGCUACUAAGGGGAAUGCUAUGUCCUCUUAUACUUCAACUAACCCCAUCCUCCCCUCACAACACCCAGAAAACACCCUAGAGUACACCGCCACUUCUCAUCCACCAACCAUCUUGGACCCUUCAGCUUGACCUAGGCUGUGGAACCUUGGCUUUUCACUCUUGCACAGGGCUCACUGCGCGCAACUUGCCAGAGCUAACAUAUGCCAUAUCUCCACCCCCUAGUUCCUGCGGCAGUGGGACUAGUUCCUGCAAGGCAUGGAGAAGACGCCGGGAUACAACUGGGACUCCAGUGUAUUGAUACAAAGUCCCUAAAGCCUGGCCUGCCCCUCUGGGGGACUCGUGGGGGAUGCUAGCUUGCCUAUGCGCAGUGCUGUGGCACCUCCCUGCAGUGCCAGCUCUUAAUCGCACGGGAGAUCCAGGCCCUGGCCCCUCCAUCCAGAAAACCUAUGACCUCACCCGCUACCUGGAGCACCAACUCCGCAGCUUGGCUGGGACCUACCUGAACUACCUGGGGCCCCCCUUCAACGAGCCUGACUUCAAUCCUCCUCGGUUGGGGGCAGAGACUCUGCCCAGGGCCACCGUCAACUUGGAAGUGUGGCGAAGCCUCAAUGACAAGCUGCGGCUGACCCAGAACUAUGAGGCCUACAGCCACCUCCUGUGCUACUUACGUGGCCUCAACCGUCAAGCUGCCACAGCUGAACUUCGGCGCAGUCUAGCACAUUUCUGUACCAGUCUCCAGGGUCUGCUAGGCAGCAUUGCAGGUGUCAUGGCAGCUCUUGGCUACCCACUGCCCCAGCCUCUGCCAGGGACUGAGCCAGCCUGGGCCCCUGGCCCUGCCCACAGUGACUUCCUCCAGAAGAUGGAUGACUUCUGGCUGCUGAAGGAGCUGCAGACCUGGUUGUGGCGCUCAGCCAAGGACCUGAACCGGCUGAAGAAGAAGAUGCAGCCUCCGGUGGCGCCAGCUACCCUGCACCUGGAGGCCCACGGCUUCUGAUCUCUGACCCUUAACACUCCCACCCCCAUCCCCAGUCAGCUGUGCCUCCAUUCUGGGGUGAAAAAACCUGAGUACCAACAUUUGUUGAGCCGGGAAACAGACAGUGGGAGCUCUGCCCUCCUUACCCUUGGAUGGGAAGUGUAGGCGUGUAGCUUGAUAAGCCCUGUCUCCUGACUAGCUCCCGGGGUCCUAGGGUCUGGGAAGAAGGUGCAGUGGGUACCACCCUGUUAACACAGAGGUAGCACUUGAGGGAGCUGAAUGGCUCAGGUGGCUGUAAAGGCUCUCCCUCCUGCUUUCUGCUUGCCACUUGCCAGUACUCACUCAGUUCCUCAUGUGGCACUUGCAGAAGCACACCUGAAGGGCAUGGGUGGGGGCCACUGUAGCAUGUGCCUUGCUGGGGUAAAGACUCUUGGCUUCCCUCCCUCUCCUUGGAUGGGUGUUGCUCCCCUACCCCAAUAACUACAUAUCCUGUUCAGGAAGCAAGGCAACCAGUCUAAAGAAGAGUGUGAUAGAAGGUGGAGGGGGUGGGGCUAUGCCGGAGGUAGCCUAGAAACCAGAUGUAAUAUUAAAAGAAAAGGCCAGGGACAGACCAGCCCCAGCAGUCACCAAGGCAAUUGGUGGCACAGGGCGGGAAGCAAAGCCAUGUUGAGCAUCAGGACCUUGCCUUGAAUUUUCUUGCCGGCAUCUCGGUGCCUCCUCUCUGCCCCCUUUCCCAGGGUAUCUGUGGUUGCCUGGGCUGGGGAGGGCAGCCAUAGCCACAGCCACAGGGUUUCCUGAAAGUUUACAUUGCAGUAGCAUUGUGGGGUGAGGGGGAUGGCUCCCUCAGGCUCUAUCCCCAGCCCACCCACUCAUGACUCUAAUUUUGUUGUAUUAAUAUUUAUUUAUUUGGAGAUGUUAUUUAUUAGAUUAUAUUUAUUGCAGAAUUUCUAUUCUUGUAUUAACAAAUAAAAUGCUUUCCCCAGA